GUGGCUUUUGUGUGUGGAGGAAACGGGCGGUGGUGACCCGGACACACCCGGAAAACGUGGAACGUACCGGGGGGGAGGGAGGGGGUUGUCGCGAACCCGGGACUUGUCACACGAGACCCAUACACGACGCCGGCGGCCUGGAAUAAUUAAAAGAACACCCGGAUAGCACCCAUAACACCCGAAAACUCGCUAUUGCAUCCUGGAAGCAAGCCGGAUAUCCGCUGGUGCUGCUUUUUCACAGAGAACGCUCCUCAGACGCCCGAAUAUUUAAAAUAACAGAAAGACCGGCCGCCAUUUUCCGCCUUACCACCCAGCUCACCCGCACAAAAAAAGAUCGCUGUUAGCACACCCGGAUUUUUUUUUCCCUACCGCCGUGGAAGGAGGGGUAACCCCGGAAAUUACGUCACGCAGCCGAUCAUUUUGGCGCCCCCUUGACUCUUGCCCCUGGGUUCCUGUCGCUGAGUCUGAGACACCCUGAUCUAGAAUGGAACAAACUGAAGGCCCUAUGAGAGAAAGGGAAAGCUGAUGAUGCCUGAGCACGACAAUGGAUUUCUCCUUCUCUUUCAUGCAAGGGAUCAUGGGAAAUACAAUCCAGCAACCCCCUCAACUCAUCGACUCUGCCAACAAUCGGCAGGAUGACGCCAACAGCAGCGACCAGGCUGACGAGGGCGGGCGCACGCCCUACGAUUCUGGCCUGCAGCCAGAUUUCCAGUACCCCACUCCCACCACCGAGGACCUGCCACCCCUCACCAAUGGCUACCCUCCCUCUCUGGGUUAUGAACCACAAGUCAAGUACCAGACAUACUCGCAGUACCCCAACGGAUCGGCCAAUGGAUACGGCACCAGAAAUUACAGCACCCUGGAGUAUUACCCCCUGGACAGCGCAGUCAUGCGGCCCCACGAGGGCCUGGUCAAGUCAUCUCCCCCCCAGCCCACCUCCCCUCCAAGCCUACUCCAAUAUCCGCCGUCUUCCACUACCACCCCUCAGAAGAAAACUGGCUCGCCGGAAAUUAAGUUACGCAUUACCAAGACUAUCCAGAACGGGAGGGAGAUGUUUGAAUCCUCGCUGUGCGGGGAUCUCCUCCACGAGUUUCAAGCCAGUGAAUUCAACAGGAAAAAGCACGAGAGGAGGAAAGAAAGGAGGGAAAAAAGGAAAAAGAGCAGGCAUCAUCACCACCAUCACCACCACCGUGAAGAACUAAGGGUAGAAGACCAAUGUCCGCAAAAGAUUCCCAAGCUGGAGCCUCACGAGGAGGAAAGCGUUCAGCAGCACUUAGACAUUUCACCGCUCCCUUCCGAAGUCAGAACUGGUGUCUGGUUCCACGUGGGAGACCUGGUUUGGUCUAAAGUGGGAUCGUACCCCUGGUGGCCAUGCAUGGUGUCUUGCGACCCUCAGCUCCACGUUCACAGCAAAAUUAAUUCAAGAGGUGCCCGCGAAUACCACGUGCAGUUUUUCAGCAACGAGCCGGAGAGGGCAUGGGUGCACGAGAAGCGGAUGCGGGAGUACCGGGGCCAGAGGCAGUACCAGCAGCUGCUGGCUGAAGACUCCACCAAAGCUGUUAACCACUCAGAGAAACUGAAGAUGCGGAAGCCAAGGCCUCAGAAGGAGCGUGUGCAGUGGGAGAUCGGCAUCGCGCAUGCGGAGAAAGCACUUCGAAUGACGCGCGAGGAGAGGAUAGAACAGUACACUUUCAUCUAUAUAGAUGAAGAGACUCCUCCGGAGCCCAAGAAAGCAGCUGGGACCUGCAAAAGGAGUCGGCGGUCGACUUCGAGUAGUGAGGCAGAGUCCAUGCGUCCCUUUGAAGUCCUCCCCUCGCCGCCAACACAACCUCCUCCUUCCCAGCCUCCUUCACAAGACAUUAAGGACUCUUCUUCUGAAACCAGGAGGCAAAGCCAGCGCAAAAUGGCGCACGAGGAGGAGGAGGAGCAGGAGCAGCAGUCUCCUCAGACCCCACCAACCAAAACCGCAUGGAAGACCGCCGCUGCCCGCAAGUCGCUCCCUGCCUCAGUACUUUUGCACAAGGGCACGCUGGACCUUCAGAAGUGCAACAUGUCCCCUGUGGUGAAAAUUGAAAAUGUGCUUGCUUUGCAGAAUGCCGUGUCAGAUGGUUUUGAGCAAUUCAUAUACACGACCAAGGGAGUUGGAAACAAGACCGAAAUCACAGUUAAAGCCCCGGAAAAGGCGUCCGCACCCUCCCCCAACCCGAAGGCCGAGAAAAUGUCCGCCCAGCACACGCCGGCUCCUGAAAGCUCAUCGGGGGCCACAGGAGCCUCGGAGAAGAAACAGCAGAGGAGGUCCAACCGGACGCGGUCGGAAUCGGAGAAGUCGAUGGACUCCGUGCCGAAGAAGAAAAUCAAAAAGGAGCAGGUGGAAGUGACCCCCCUUACAGCAGUGCAGAUAGGACUGCAAAAAGGAGCCAGUGAGAUCUCGGACGCAUGCAAGCCCUUGAAGAAACGGAGCCGGGCGUCCACCGAUCUGGAGCUCGCACAUUCCUUCUACCGCGAUGCGUCGGACUCUGAUUCGCGCGGCCUCAAUGACACGCAGAUCAGCUUCGAGAAGCAGUCGGACAGCCCGUCUGCCGCAGCGGACGCGGACGCCUCGGACGUCCAGUCGGUGGAUUCCAGCGGGUCCCGGAGGCCAAGCAGGAGAGACACCGUGUGUCAGAUAUGUGAAGGUAUAGGGGAGUCUCUGGUAUCGUGCGAUGGGGAAUGCUCCCGUCACUUCCACCUUGAAUGUCUAGGGAUGGAUACGCCACCAGAAGAAAGAUUUAUAUGUAUGGAAUGUAAAACAGGCCUCCACACCUGCUUCGCGUGCAAGAUCCCCAGCACCAGCGUGAAGCGCUGCUCGGUGGCGUCCUGCGGCAAGUUUUACCACGAAGCCUGCGCCAAACAGUACGCCGCCACGGUCUUCGACUCGAGGGGCUUCCGCUGCCCCCACCACUGCUGCAGUUCAUGCACAGCCGACAAGGACCUGUACAGGGCUUGUAAAGGUCGCAUGAUGCGCUGUAUUCGAUGCCCCGUGGCGUACCACAGCGGGGACAGCUGCGUCGCCGCCGGCAGCUUACUCCUUUCUUCCAGCCUCAUCAUUUGCAGCAGCCACUCCAGACGGAGCGGGCACUCUAGUGCCGUCAACGUGGGCUUCUGUUUCGUCUGCGCUCGAGGGCUGAUAGUUCAGGAAAAUACCCUGGUCAGUUCUAUGUCCUUUAAGUCCCACUUUCUACUGACUGACUCAAAGCGUGCAGAGUUGAUGAAAAUACCUAUGAUUCCUUCCUCCUCGCCAGCUUUCAUAAAGAAAUCUGAGAAAGGCGGCAAACUGCUUUGCUGUGAUUCCUGUCCGGCCGCCUUCCAUCCAGCCUGCCUGAACAUGGACAUGCCUCAAGGAUCCUGGAGCUGCAAUGACUGCCGGGCCGGCAAGAAGCUGCACUACAAGCAGAUUGUGUGGGUCAAGCUCGGCAACUACAGGUGGUGGCCAGCUGAGAUUUGCAACCCAAGGUCUGUCCCACUCAACAUCCAAGGCCUGAAGCACGACAUUGGGGACUUCCCCGUCUUCUUCUUUGGCUCCCACGAUUACUAUUGGGUGCAUCGAGGACGCGUCUUUCCCUAUGUGGAAGGGGACAAAAGUUUUGCAGAGGGCCAGACCAGUAUUAACAAAACCUUCAAGAAAGCUCUUGAGGAGGCAGCCAAAAGAUUCCAGGAGCUGAAAGCUCAGCGUGAAAGUAAGGAGGCUCUAGAAGUAGAGCGGAACUCCAGAAAACCUCCGCCCUACAAGCACAUCAAGUCCAAUAAGGCCGUCGGAAAGGUCCAGAUCCAGGUGGCGGACGUAUCGGAGAUCCCGCGCUGUAACUGCCGCCCGUCUGACGAGGCUCCCUGCGGCCUGGAUUCCCAGUGCCUGAAUCGCAUGCUGCUGUACGAGUGUCAUCCUCAGGUGUGUCCGGCGGGCGAGCAAUGCCAAAACCAGAACUUCACCAAACGGCUGUACCCCGAGACCGAAAUCAUCCGCACAGACAGGAGGGGCUGGGGACUCAAGACCAAGAGGGACAUCCGCAAGGGAGAAUUUGUGAAUGAGUACAUGGGGGAGCUGAUCGACGAGGAGGAGUGCCGACUUCGCAUGAAACGAGCCCAUGAAAACGGGAUCACCAAUUUCUACAUGUUGACGGUGACCAAGGAUCGCAUCAUCGAUGCAGGACCCAAAGGCAACUAUUCUCGCUUCAUGAACCACAGUUGCAACCCCAACUGCGAAACCCAGAAGUGGACGGUGAACGGUGAUGUCCGGGUGGGCUUAUUCGCGCUCUGUGACAUACCUCAAGGGACCGAGCUGACGUUUAACUAUAACCUAGACUGUCUCGGCAACGGACGGACCGAGUGUCAUUGUGGAGAAGAUAAUUGUAGUGGGUUUUUAGGCGUUCGGCCAAAGACAGCGUGUGCGACAGCGACCGAGGAGAAGGCCAAAAAUGCUCGGCUGAAAGCAAAGAAGCGGAAAAUCAAGACUGAACAAAAGCAAAUGCAUGAAGAUUUCUGCUUUCGCUGCGGAGACGGAGGGGAGCUGGUGAUGUGCGAUAAGAAGGACUGUCCGAAGGCUUAUCACCUCCUCUGCCUUAACCUGACGCAGCCUCCUUACGGUAAAUGGGACUGUCCGUGGCACCAGUGUGAUACCUGCGGAGCCGCCUCUUCGUCGUUCUGCGACUUCUGUCCGGCGUCCUUCUGCAAAGACCACGACAAAGGAGCCCUUACGCCCUCUGUUUUCGAAAACAGACUCUGCUGCUCUGAUCACGACCCCAAACAGCCGCUGGCCUACGGGGAUAUGAACAAAAUCAAGUGUAAAACAGAGUCCGAGGACCCCUCGUUCCCCCAGGAGUUUUAAAGUUCAUACACUUACGGCGAAACAAAGUUCAUUAGAGCGUAGACGUUUCUCCCCCACGGCUGACAGAGGGCACCCGAUGGGGUUUUAGGCAUAAGAAUUGGAUCGUACGAGUCCCAUCUGUGUCUUUGUUGUUCUUGACAAACUCUAUGGUUUUCGGGGAUUAUUUUCCUUCUUUUUUUUUCAUGGUGAAAUCUGUCUCCCAAGGUUCUGGCAAACAGAUGUAUUUAUUAUAUUUUAUAUUUAUUAUUACUUUUGUUCUGGAUUAUUCAAAUGUCUGGUGCUGGUACCCAGCUUCGCAGAUUAAGUAUUGAUGAAAAAAGACAAUGUGGAGUUUUGGCGGUUCUCUACCUUCUUCUCUAUCAUCGAUGAACAAGUUGUAAUGUGAUAUUUUGCCUCCAGUUUAUGGACCCCCAUCACUCCUAAAGGACUUGCUGCGGAAUAGGAAGGCACUCGGCCCGUUGGUCUUCUGGAGCGUUUGUUAAAUGGUGCAUGUUGAAAUUCAACAAUUCCGAAUCCCCCCCUUUCUGAACAAUUCUAAGAAUGAAUAUUCUUCAAGUUCACCGCAUUCUUCU
Molecule: messenger RNA, 5433 nt
Organism: Spea bombifrons (plains spadefoot toad)
Lineage: Eukaryota; Metazoa; Chordata; Amphibia; Anura; Pelobatidae
Gene: NSD3
Product: nuclear receptor binding SET domain protein 3
Exons: 23
Coding region: 545-4861 (1438 amino acids)
Biological process (GO): regulation of DNA-templated transcription
Cellular component (GO): nucleus; chromatin
Molecular function (GO): histone H3K36 methyltransferase activity; protein binding
Source: RefSeq, a predicted model, not a curated record